Messenger RNA from Brassica napus (rape), 399 nucleotides. RefSeq names its product UDP-glycosyltransferase 72D1-like. The record is from RefSeq and is a predicted model, not a curated record. Gene Ontology annotation, molecular function: UDP-glycosyltransferase activity. The coding region runs from base 1 to 399 and encodes 132 amino acids. The transcript has a single exon. Lineage: Eukaryota; Viridiplantae; Streptophyta; Magnoliopsida; Brassicales; Brassicaceae.
AUGAAAGCACCGGUUUAUGGUAUUGGGCCUAUUGUUAGGUCUAGUGGGCCUACUGAAAAGGCCGAUAACAUACUUGAGUGGUUGGACAAGCAACCGGAUAAGUCAGUGGUGUUUGUGUGUUUAGGAAGUGGUGGUACACUGUCCUUAGAGCAAACUAUGGAACUCGCUUACGGUUUAGAUUUAAGUGGUCAAAGGUUUCUAUGGGUUCUGCGUAGGCCCACUUCUUACCUUGGGGCGAGCUCGAGUGAUGAUGGUCAGGUAAGUGCCGGUCUACCAGAAGGUUUCUUGGACGGCACGCGUGGUGUUGGUCUUGUUGUCACGCAAUGGGCACCGCAAGUUGAGAUUUUGAGCCAUGGAUCGAUCGGUGGGUUCUUGUCUCAUUGUGGGUGGAGCUAUUAG